AUGGCGUCUGGACGGAAGGACUUUCUCAGCCAGCAGGCGCCUGAGAACUAUGUGGCCGGUCUGGGUCGUGGUGCUACCGGUUUCACCACGCGAUCUGAUUUGGGUCCCGCGCGCGAAGGUCCCACGCCCGAACAGAUCCAGGCCGCGCUGACGAAACGAGCUGCGCUUCUCGGAGCUGCUGCACCUACGGCUUACGGCGAUAAAUCUCGAGAGAAAGGAGGCAAAGAGGAGAAGGCCGAGGAGGAGGAUGAACGGUUCCAGGAUCCCGAUAACGAGGUCGGUCUGUUUGCGUACGGACAGUUCGACCAGGAAGACGAUGAGGCGGAUCGCAUUUACCAAGAGGUGGAUGAGAAGAUGGAUCGGCGACGUAAACUUCGAAGGUUAGUUAUCCCCCCUCUCCCGGCUCUGUUGUCCCUCAAAACAACUUGUUCAUCGGGCCAGUUCCCCGUUGUUUGGAUAGAAUACCGACUUGAAUCGUUCGCCACCUACAGGGAAGCUCGAGAGCAACAAGAACGCGAGGAUUACGAACGGAAAAACCCGAAGAUUCAGCAACAGUUUGCCGACCUGAAGCGAUCGCUUGCCGCAGUCUCUGAAGAAGAUUGGGCCAAUCUCCCCGAAGUUGGUGACCUUACGGGCAAGAACCGACGAGCGAAACAGAACCUUCGUCAGCGAUUCUAUGCCGUUCCCGAUAGCGUUAUUGCAGGCGCAAGAGAUUCGGCCCAGUUUGACACGACGAUUGCCGACGAUGGUGCCCCGGCCGAUGGAGGAGAAGGCGCUAGUGAUGGGACGAUGACGAAUUUCGCAGAUAUCGGUGCCGCUCGUGAUAAGGUUCUGAAGGUUCGACUUGAUCAGGCAGCGCUGGGUUCGUCAGCUGAAGUCGCCUCCUCGGGAAGCGCAACCAGCAUCGACCCCAAGGGAUAUCUUACCAGUCUGAACCAGUCGGAGAUGAAGGCUGGCGAGGUCGAAGUUGGCGAUAUCAAGCGAGUGCGAGUUCUGCUGGAGUCUGUCACAAAGACCAACCCCAAGCAUGCACCUGGAUGGAUUGCCCUUGCGCGUCUGGAGGAGCUUGCAGGCCGAAUUGUGGCGGCUCGAAAUGCUAUCGCUAAAGGUUGCGAGCUGUGCCCGAAGAGCGAGGACGGAUGGCUGGAGAAUAUCCGGCUGAAUGAAGGCCAUAAUGCCAAGGUUAUUGCCGCAAAUGCUAUUAAGAAUAACGACCACUCUACGCGACUCUGGAUCGAAGCUAUGAAACUGGAAACCGAUACCCGGGCGAAGAAGAACGUCCUCCGACAGGCUAUCCUGCAUAUCCCCCAAUCGGUGCAGAUCUGGAAAGAGGCAGUCAAUCUGGAAGAUGAUCCCGCAGAUGCCCGUCUUCUUCUCGCCAAGGCCGUUGAAAUGAUUCCCCUUUCCGUGGAGCUGUGGCUGGCCCUGGCACGUCUGGAGACUCCCGAGAACGCCCAGAAGGUUCUCAACGCAGCGCGCAAGGCCGUUCCUACUAGUCACGAGAUCUGGAUUGCUGCUGCUCGUCUGCAAGAGCAGAUGGGUACUUUCGAAAAGGUCAAUGUCAUGAAGCGUGCCAUUCAGUCUCUCGCCAAGGAGAACGCCAUGCUGAAGCGAGAGGAGUGGAUUUCGGAAGCCGAGCGCUGCGAGGAAGAAGGAGCCAUUCUUACUUGCGGUGCCAUCAUUCGUGAGACUCUCGGAUGGGGUUUGGAUGAGGACGACGACCGCAAGGAUAUUUGGAUGGAUGACGCCAGAUCUAGCAUUGCUCGCGGCAAAUACGAAACCGCUCGCGCUAUCUACGCAUAUGCACUGCGGGUCUUUGUCAACCGUCGGUCUAUUUGGCUCGCAGCUGCUGACCUCGAGCGCAUACAUGGCGACAAGGAAGCUCUGUGGCAGGUCCUGGAGAAAGCCGUUGAAGCAUGCCCGCAGAGCGAGGAGCUUUGGUUGCAACUUGCCAAGGAGAAGUGGCAGUCUGGUGAAAUUGAUGACGCGCGACGAGUUCUUGGCCGUGCCUUUAACCAGAACCCUAACAACGAGGACAUCUGGCUUGCUGCCGUCAAGCUCGAGGCAGAUGCACAGCAAACGGACCAGGCUCGUGAGCUUCUGGCAACAGCGCGCCGUGAAGCUGGCACAGACCGCGUGUGGAUUAAGAGCGUCGCUUUCGAGCGGCAAUUGGGCAACGUCGACGAAGCCCUGGAUCUCGUCAACCAAGGACUGCAGCAGUACCCCAAGGCUGAUAAGCUGUGGAUGAUGAAGGGCCAGAUCUACGAGUCGCAGAACAAAUUCCCGCAAGCACGCGAGGCAUACGGUACCGGCACCCGGGCCUGUUCCAAAUCCGUACCUCUCUGGCUCCUCGCCUCACGACUCGAAGAAAAAGCCGGCGCUGUCGUCCGUGCCCGCUCCGUCCUCGAUCGAGCCCGUCUCGCCGUCCCCAAGAGCCCCGAGCUCUGGACCGAAAGUGUCCGCGUCGAGCGGCGCGCAAACAACAUCGCCCAGGCGAAGGUGCUCAUAGCCCGCGCUCUACAGGAAGUACCAGCCUCCGGUCUACUCUGGAGCGAGAGCAUCUGGCACCUGGAGCCUCGUGCGUCCCGCAAGGCACGCAGCUUGGAGGCCAUCAAGAAGGUCGAGAACGAUCCUAUCCUGUUCAUCACAGUUGCGCGAAUCUUCUGGGGCGAGCGACGGUUGGAAAAGGCCAUGACCUGGUUCGAGAAGGCUAUCGUAGCGGACAGCGACUAUGGCGAUGGAUGGGCGUGGUAUUACAAGUUCCUGCAACAGCACGGUACAGAGGUGAGUCAAGUUCUUCAACGAUAUCACUCUCAUUAUUUCAUAUACGCGAAUAAUCUUGCUAACGGCUUCUUCUCUGGACAGGAUAAACGCUCUGACGUGAUUUCCAAGUGUGUCACAACGGAGCCUAAGCACGGCGAGGCAUGGCAGGGUAUCGCGAAGGAUCCAGUCAACGCGCACAAGUCGACGGAGGAAAUUUUGAAGCUUGUUUCUGAGGCGGUUAACUAA
Messenger RNA from Penicillium cataractarum, 3009 nucleotides. RefSeq names its product U4/U6-U5 snRNP complex subunit PRP6. The record is from RefSeq and is a predicted model, not a curated record. NCBI's taxonomy places the organism in Eukaryota, Fungi, Ascomycota, Eurotiomycetes, Eurotiales, Aspergillaceae. Gene Ontology annotation, biological process: spliceosomal tri-snRNP complex assembly; mRNA splicing, via spliceosome. The transcript has a single exon. The coding region runs from base 1 to 3009 and encodes 1002 amino acids. Gene Ontology annotation, cellular component: U4/U6 x U5 tri-snRNP complex; catalytic step 2 spliceosome. Gene Ontology annotation, molecular function: protein binding.